AUGGAACCAAACUGCUCUCUGCCCCCAGAAUUAUUGAGAGAAAUAAUCAGUUUCCACAUCUUCCAGAAUAUUACUCUUGUUGAUACCAAGCAUGUUGGAUCCUCAAAACCCUCCUGGCAGCUGUUUUCAUCUCUUUCUCUGGCGUCUAAGAUUUUGAGAACGUUAGCGCUUGAAGCCUGGUUUGCUAUUCUCUGCGUAAGACGCGAUGAGGAUUUGCUUGAUGAAUUUAUGCCAUUUCCAGAAAUUAAGACAUGGACUCGGGAAAUCCAUUUCAUGCAAUGGACUGAAGAUUCAAGGUCCUGGAAUUUCGAGGGGUUUACGCGCUUGAAGAAAAUACGAAUAGAUUGCUCAAAGACCGACAUCGUUCCACCCAAAUUCCCGAGCGGCUUGGUAAUAUCAAACGAUAUCGAGGUCGAAAUUCGGAAUCUUUACUGGCCGUCCCCUCUUGUUGCACAAUGCAUAUCCCGAAUAUUCCCCAAACUGAAGGUUCUAAGGCUACGACAAGCAAGGACUUGGUGUGGGCUUUGUCAUACAUGUUGUAUACCAGAAUUUCGCCCACCGGUCCCAAAAUCGAUUCGAUAUGAAGAUGGAAUGGGUUUACCGGUUCAUUACGCUCUGGCAUUUUCUUCUCUCGAAUAUCUUGAAACUAUACACAUAAUGGUCGGGGUCCUGGAAUCUGGCAAGACCACACUCGGGAGUGAGAAAGGACAAAAUCCGAAUUUUUGGUCUGGAGAGUGUGACAGGUGUAUGGAGAUCAUGUAUGAAGACGAGACAUUCAAACGUGAGUGGGUGGCGAAGAAACAAAACGACGCCGUCAAACCUCCGAUGCUAUCCACGGUCGAAUGGUCAUUUUUGCCGAAGGAAGAAUUUGAGUCGAGUGUGUUGAGUGAUGACGAUGAUGAGGAGGAUGAAUGA
Messenger RNA from Lentinula edodes (shiitake mushroom), 915 nucleotides. RefSeq lists its product as uncharacterized. Bases 1 to 915 code for a protein of 304 amino acids. Lineage: Eukaryota; Fungi; Basidiomycota; Agaricomycetes; Agaricales; Omphalotaceae. The record is from RefSeq and is a predicted model, not a curated record. The transcript is spliced from 4 exons.